This is a messenger RNA of Lodderomyces margitis, 936 nucleotides long. RefSeq names its product Ure2p (gene URE2). The coding region runs from base 1 to 936 and encodes 311 amino acids. Gene Ontology annotation, biological process: regulation of nitrogen utilization. The record is from RefSeq and is a predicted model, not a curated record. NCBI's taxonomy places the organism in Eukaryota, Fungi, Ascomycota, Pichiomycetes, Serinales, Debaryomycetaceae. The transcript has a single exon. Gene Ontology annotation, molecular function: transcription corepressor activity.
AUGAAUAAUAAUAACGGAAGUAAUCAAAAUACCCACACUGUUUCAAACCUAUCAGCUGGACUUAAGUCGGUAUCGCUUACAGACCAGCAACAGAAUGAAUUGAACCGCAAUUUAUUACAGCAGAUGCAAGAUAGUUCAUCAUCACAAGAACAACAACAACAGCAGCAGACAAGAAUAACACAGUUCUUUCAGAAUCAGCCACAUGAAGGAUACACUUUGUUUUCGCAUAGGUCUGCACCUAACGGAUUCAAAGUGGCUAUAAUUUUGUCGGAAUUGAACUUGCCAUUUAAUACUAUUUUCCUAGACUUCAACAGUGGCGAACAACGUGCUCCUGAAUUUGUCACGAUAAAUCCCAACGCAAGGGUUCCUGCAUUGAUUGACCAUUAUAACGAAAACGUGUCAAUUUGGGAGUCUGGUGCGAUUAUAUUAUAUCUUGUUUCUAAAUACAUGAAGGAGAAUAACGAGUGCAGCUUAUGGAGUGAUAACCUAGUUGAGCAGAGCCAGAUAAAUUCAUGGCUCUUCUUUCAAACAAGCGGGCAUGCGCCAAUGAUUGGACAAGCUUUGCAUUUCAGGUACUUCCAUUCGAGCCCUGUUCCUAGUGCUGUGGAGAGAUACACUGAUGAAGUAAGGCGAGUUUAUGGUGUCGUGGAAAUGGCAUUGGCGGAGAGACGCGAGGCUCUAAUAAUGGAUUUAGACGUGGAAAAUGCAGCUGCAUACAGUGCAGGUACGACACCUUUGUCACAAUCGAGAUAUUUUGACUAUCCUGUUUGGUUAGUGGGAGAUCGAGCUACAGUUGCCGAUUUGUCAUUUGUGCCUUGGAAUAAUGUAGUUGAUAGAAUAGGCAUAAAUCUUAAGGUCGAGUUUCCAGAGGUUUACAAGUGGACAAAGUAUAUGAUGCGGAGACCAGCGGUUAUUAGAGCUUUGCGGGGAGAUUAG